Messenger RNA from Manacus vitellinus (golden-collared manakin), 3724 nucleotides. RefSeq names its product pyridine nucleotide-disulphide oxidoreductase domain 1 (gene PYROXD1). The record is from RefSeq and is a predicted model, not a curated record. Bases 302 to 1756 code for a protein of 484 amino acids. Lineage: Eukaryota; Metazoa; Chordata; Aves; Passeriformes; Pipridae. The transcript has 11 exons. Gene Ontology annotation, molecular function: flavin adenine dinucleotide binding; oxidoreductase activity.
GCUGUGCAAUAAGAAAAAUGUGCAUUCAGCAACUGGGUGUCUCCAGGCACCACAUGAUCAUAGUCUGUUCCACAGGUUGGCCUUUGGAAUACUGUGGGAAUAAAGUAGUCCUUUACACCAUGGCUGCAGUUCUUGAAGGUGUAUUUGUGUGUGAAUUAAUUGAAAUACUGGGUCUCCAAAUUCUCUUCGUUUCCACAAACUUGAAGUCAUAUUUAUACAAUAGGAUUUUACAAGACUAAAGUAAUGCAUUAACACAUAUUACUUUUCAUCAGUAGUUUUAUUGUCUUAAAGUCAAAAUCUGAUGGUGACUCUCAUCACUUUUCUGUUUCUUUACAAGCUGGCCACGGAAUUCCCUUCAGAAGACAUUUUUUUAAUGACAGCUUCCCCAGUUAUAAAAGCUGUAACUAAUUUCAAACAGGUCUCCAAAACACUUGAGGAAUUUGAUGUAGAGGAGCAACCAAGUUCCAUAUUAGAAAAACGAUACCCCAAUAUUAAAGUUAUACAGUCUGGAGUAAAACAGUUGAAAAGUGAUGAACACAAAAUUUUCACCGAAGAUGGGAAGGAAUAUGUGUAUGAAAAACUUUGCCUGUGUGCUGGAGCAAAACCAAAAUUAAUUUUUGAAGGAAACCCAUAUGUAUUAGGAAUCCGGGAUACUGACAGUGCACAGGCUUUUCAGAAGAAUUUGGCUCAAGCUGAGAGAAUAGUUGUGGUAGGAAAUGGUGGGAUUGCCCUUGAAUUAGUGUAUGAAAUUCAAGGCUGUGAAGUCAUCUGGGCUAUCAAAGACAAAGCCAUUGGGAACACUUUUUUUGAUGCAGGAGCAGCUGAAUUUCUCAUUCCAAAGCUGACUGCUGAGGAACGAGAGACUCCGAUCGAGUGUAAAAGAACCAAGUACACAGUGGAAGGAAGCCAGGAAAAAGAAAGACCCACUGCAGCAUCUGACAAACUGGGCAGUGCCUUAGGCCCUGACUGGCACGAGGGCUUGCAUCUUAAAGGGACUAAAGAGUUUUCUCAUAAAGUACAUAUUGAAAUAUUAUGUGAAGUGAAGAACAUACACUUACAGCAAGAAUUUAUACAACUGCAGAGGACUUCUCUGACUUUUCCUAAAGAAGAGAAAAAUGUAGAACCAGAUCAGGUGCUGUGGCCUGUAUAUGUGGAAUUAACUAAUGGAAAAAUUUACGGAUGUGAUUUCAUUGUCAGUGCAACUGGAGUAGUGCCAAAUGUUAAACCAUUCCUGGAUGGCAAUAAUUUUGCUGUAGGGGAAGAUGGAGGACUCAAAGUAGAUGAACACAUGCACACGUCAGUGCCAGAUGUGUACGCAGCUGGAGACAUCUGCACGGCAGCCUGGGAGCCGAGCCCCGUGUGGCACCAGAUGAGACUGUGGACUCAAGCUCGGCAGAUGGGAUGGUAUGCAGCAAAAUGCAUGGCAGCAGAUACUUUGGGGGAAUCUAUUGAAAUGGAUUUCAGCUUUGAACUAUUUGCUCAUGUUACGAAAUUUUUCAAUUACAAGGUGGUGGUUUUGGGGAAGUACAAUGCUCAGGGCUUGGGCUCAGACCACGAACUGAUGCUGAGAUGUACCAAGGGACAGGAGUACGUGAAGGUAGUGAUGCAGAACGGCCGAAUGGUGGGAGCUGUGCUGAUCGGUGAAACGGACUUGGAAGAAACCUUUGAAAACUUAAUUUUAAAUCAGAUGGAUCUUUCAGCCUAUGGUGAAGAUCUCCUGAACCCAGAUAUCGAUAUAGAAGAUUAUUUUGAUUGAACAAAACCUCAUUUCCAUUUUGUAUAGUUUUGAUACAAAGUAAAAUUGUUUUCUCAGGAUCACCAGAAAUGAGGGAUAAAUGCAAUUCCCUAUUAAGAUUUUGUGUUGAUCUUGUCAAAAUACUGACUGUCAACUUAAUCUGUGUAGAAGUGCAGCAACAAAAUCAAGUGGGUUGGUGGUGGCAAACACUUUUUGUCUAGAUGAGCAUAUGAAAACAGGGCUGUAACAGCCUCAGCAGCACAGGGAAGGCCACAUUUUAAGAUAGUGCUGUGUUCACUGGAAUGUGAGGGAGCCUUUCUAAAGGCAAGAAAAACAUGUUGAAUCCCAUGCCUGCCUCGUAGCUCCCUUCCCCAAACCACCCAUUCCACCUGCUGUGGUUACCAGAGCCCAGUUUCCCUAUGGCUCAUUUCUGGGCAUCUCCCUCAGCUCAGCCCAUGAGCCACCACCAGAGCCAGGAUGCCUUCAUGGGAAGGUGUGGCCUUACCUGCCAAAAGCUCCUCCAGCCUUGGGCGGGCUGAGUCAUGGCCAGGGUUGGGAAAGCCUUUGCUUCUUCAAACCAUGUGCUCAGGUGAAUGUUUACAAGCAGUCAGGCAGCCUGUUGCCAUCCCACUGGCACCACUCCACUGCUCACACCAGUGAGUACCUGCCACAGCUCUGUCCAGCUGGCUCAGAUGAACAGUUUUAGGAUACAGGGUGCUCAGAGCUCUCACCACCUGGAAUAUGGGCUGCAAAUACACAGCAAGAUGGAUGCCUUAUCCUUUGGUUUUUUCUUUUUUCCCCCCAUGUAUUUACUGCUCAGCUAAGUACAGAACACAUGCUUUGGCAUGACGAGAUGUCAGGUGAGAGCAGCUUUUUAACUGUUUUUCACUUCAGCUUUCCAGUUGUAGAGCUGCACUGGUGCAUCCCAUCCCAGCUCCAACAGGACCGGUGGGCUGAGGGCACUCCCAGGAAGGAUAACACAGCAGCACUGGCAGGGGUCACCUGCAGCAGCCUUCCCUGGAAGGAGCCUGUGGAUCAGGCUGAGGUGUCCAGCUGAGGUGGUAGAUGGUACAAGAUGCCAUUUGGAAUGGCAGUCCCGGAUCCCGAUGGGAUUCGUAAUAGGCACUUACUACAUUUGCUUAAUGAAAGUCUUCUUGGGGAAUACAGGUCCUGGUCACUUCUUGUGUGCUCCUCUUUACCACUGUCCUGCACAUUGGUUCCAGGAAGGAAUUUUUGCAAGUAUAGACUCCCACUUUGACUUGAUAUGAUGGUAACUAAAUUACAACUAGUGACAAAAUAUCUACUAUUAAGGGGGUUUAAGCUGUUUGUUUUCAGUAGUAACUGGCCCAGUGGCUGCAUGUUUACUUAUGCAAGAUGCACUUUAUUAAUAGUGAUGUGGCUGUACAGACCUGCUUCAACCAAGCUCCUCCUUUUUUAGUUGCUAGGCUUAAUUUAGUGCCUAGGUGAUAAAGCCCAACAGUUUAAGCUAUGCUUAAUGUUCUUUAUGGAUUUCAUAGGGCCACCCAGGGACAUGGGUUGUUUCAUUCUAGCUUUUUGUUUGGUUCUGCAAUUGCUACUUGGGACCUGCUCUUUAUUUAGUGUCACACUGGGAACAAUUUAUUGUACUCCACUAACUGCAAAGGUUUCAAUACAUACUGAGACUUCCCCCAGAAAAAUCACUCUAAAGAGAAUGACUCUUUUUAAUUAAAUUAAUUCCAAGUUUUGCAAAGGUCUCAGUUAAAUGGUAGAUGAAAUACUGAGCUUUAGUCACUGUCACGAUUUAAUCAGAAAAAUAAAGAUGAAGGACAUGAAUGAUGUUUGGUUUAUAUUUAAGUUGUUAUACAUGUAAAUGUUAGGGGAUGGGGGGAGAACCAAAAUGCAACCCCCUAGAACUUAACAUUUAUUAACGAGUUUGAACUUGCCUUUCUGAUCUUUGGCUGCCAAGACCUUAAAAGUCAGUAAAUAAAUAAAACUGAAUCUAGCACCCAA